This is a messenger RNA of Erpetoichthys calabaricus (reedfish), 706 nucleotides long. It is a transcript of the gene pla2g10, whose product is annotated as phospholipase A2 group X. The transcript is spliced from 4 exons. Gene Ontology annotation, biological process: arachidonate secretion; lipid catabolic process; phospholipid metabolic process. Lineage: Eukaryota; Metazoa; Chordata; Cladistia; Polypteriformes; Polypteridae. Gene Ontology annotation, molecular function: phospholipid binding; calcium ion binding. Bases 128 to 613 code for a protein of 161 amino acids. The record is from RefSeq and is a predicted model, not a curated record.
ACGGCAUUCCGCGCCACCCUUAAGAGCGUAGCGCUCUCCUCUGCUUGAAAGCAAUCAAGGCUGAGCCGAAGUCGGAUUAUGUGACUUGUCGAGCUGCCCCGCUCACGCUCAUCUGGAAGGGGAAGUCAUGCUACCUAUGACACAUGCGACCAUGACCAGACUCGCUUUCUGCUUGCUACUGUUCUUGGUGGACCAGGUCAACUUACAAGAGUCUUCCCAUAGCAUUAAGAAGCGAGGCCUUCUGGAGCUGGCAGGUGUAAUCAAGUGCAGCACUGGACGCACUGCCAUUGCCUACCUGAUGUACGGCUGCUACUGCGGACUGGGAGGACAGGGCUGGCCGAGAGACAAAGCAGACUGGUGUUGUCACAAACACGACUGCUGCUAUGAACGUGCAGAGUUUGCAGGAUGCCAACCCAAGACUGACAAGUACCGCUGGACUUGUGAAGAGAGAGUUGCAGACUGUGAAUCUCUGAAGGACAAAUGUGAGAAAAUGCUUUGUAGAUGUGACCGUGAAGCCGCAAAAUGCCUGCGAAAAGCUCCAUAUAUCCCUAAAUAUGCUGUAUGGCCUGACUUUCUUUGUGGAUUUGAGCACCCUAUGUGUAAUAUUUAUUAACUCAGGUGUUGUGUACACAGAAUUAAGAUUUUGGUAUAUUUAGAUGACCUGCUGUUUGCUCUAUUCUGAUUGUUUUUGUACUAUAAUGCAUUA